GGCACCUCAGUGGAACACUCCAUUCAGAAACAGGGGUACAAAUGUUUCGAUUGUAUACGACAACCAGAACGUAUAUGACAUCCAUCGUGAGUCAACACACAUAACAGCGUCCUAAACGUUAAAAGUGUGUCGAUAUAUGUCGUAAAAAGCGUCUUCGACAGCGGUUAGGCCAACCGCUGGCAACCCCAUAAGUUGUUUUGGAAGCGUCGAAAAGACCCGACAAUUCUCACAGCAGUACGUCAAGAGAUGGACGGGAGAGCGUAUGGUACGGGCACGCGCGGACGCCGUGGCUGUUACGGGGAGUCUGAUUGCUCACAGACGGCUUUAUUUGAGUCGCAUGCCUGAGUUGUUUACCGGAUGUCCGUUUGUAUCGAUGCGGGAUUGUUGGAGUUGUUUGGAGAAUUGCUGGAUCGAUCUUCCUCCUCCCUUUCCCCCCCGCCUGCUAGUUUCGCUCUUUUGGGGGUCUCUGGUCUGACGACUCUCUGAAUUUUUGGACUCUAGUGGCGCUUUUGCACGAUCCGGAUCGUGAACGUAUGAUUGAAUCAAACAAGGAUGUAAGGAAAAGAGUUGAUGUGGGACGGAACUUUGGAAACGCGAGCUGAUCCAAACACGGAGCUCCGCAGGUCACUCCCGCCGAAGCUGGAGAUAGGCAUGGUGUGUCGGGACCCCAGUGGGUUCGGAAAUGUGCCAUGUUUGUGAGAGCCAUGAGCCUGGCAGACGUGUCCGGUUUCUUUCCCAGAGGAGAGCAGCUGGCUUUAAUGGCUCGGAGCACUGAUAAUCUGGACAGUUCUGGGGAACCUGGGACCCGAUCAGUGGGCACCACUGCCAACUUGAAGGGGAAGAUGAGCAAAAGGCUGUCUGUUGUGAAAGGUCACUUCCCCAAGCUUGUUGACUGUGCCCACUUUCACUAUGAAAACGUGGACUUCGGUUCAUUAGAGCUUCAGUUUGCCAAUGAGCAGAACGAUGCCAGCUGGACCUCGGGCAGUGCCAAAGAUCUGGUUUUCCUUGUGCAGGUGUCCUGCCAGGGUAAGACGUGGAUGGUGCGGCGUUCGUAUGAGGAAUUCCGGACGCUGGACGCUCACCUGCAUCAGUGCAUUUACGACCGGCGUUACUCACAGCUGUUGGCUCUACCUCCCCUCAGCGAGUUCGGAGACCGGGUGGAGACGUUCGCGCCACUGUUGUCCGAGUAUCUGAACCGACUCUCCAUGAUCGUGGAUAACAAGCUGAACUGUGGGCCAGUUCUCACCUGGAUGGAGAUCGACAACCAUGGCAAUAGAUUCCUGCUGAAAGAAGAGGCGUCUUUAAAUGUACCGGCCAUCGCUGCUGCUCACGUCAUCAAACGCUACAAUGCCCAGGCCAGAGAUGAGAUCUCCAUUGAGGUUGGCGAUAUUCUGUCUGUUAUCGAUAUGCCGCCCAAAGAGGACACCACGUGGUGGAGAGGGAAACAUGGCUUCCAGGUUGGCUUCUUUCCCAGUGAAUGUGUGGAGUUAAUCAAUGAGAAGUUACCGCAGUCCGUCAGCGCUCCUGUCAGUAAGCAAGAGGUCGAUGGGUUGAGCUGUAAACCCGGCGUUACUAACACAACAGGACCUUCCUCUCCAACAUCAGUUCUUCAUCCUUGGUUCCUAAACAUGGCUGUCUCCAAGAAACAUGGCAAGCUGAUGGGUUUCCUGCGCACCUUUAUGAAGUCCAGGCCCACCAAACAGAAACUGAAACAGAGGGGCAUCCUGAAGGAAAGAGUGUUCGGCUGCGACCUCGGCGAGCAUCUCCUUAACUCUGGCCAAGAUGUCCCACAGGUCCUGAAGAGCUGCUCAGAGUUUAUAGAGGAACAUGGUGUGGUGGAUGGGAUCUACAGACACUCUGGGGUCUCCUCCAACAUACAGAAACUCAGGCACGAGUUUGACAGUGAGAAUAUUCCCGAUCUGACGAAAGACGUGUACAUGCAGGACAUUCACUGCGUCGGCUCCUUGUGCAAACUGUACUUCAGAGAGCUGCCCAAUCCGCUCCUAACGUACCAACUCUAUGAGAAGUUUGCUGAAUGUAUGGGAGAGAUGACGGAUGAAGAGAGAAUGGUCAAAGUUCAUGAUGUCAUUCAGCAGCUUCCUCCUCCUCAUUACCGAACAUUGGAGUACCUCAUCAGACAUCUGGCACACUUGGCCACGUGCAGUGCGGAGACCAGCAUGCACAUUAAGAAUCUGGCCAUCGUCUGGGCCCCCAACCUGCUCAGGUCACAAGAAAUCGAGGCGAUUGGUUUAAGCGGCGCUGACCCAUUCAAAGAAGUGCGGAUUCAGUCGGUGGUCGUGGAGUUUUUGCUCAGCAACGUUGAAGUUCUCUUCAGCGACUCUUUCACGUCCGUUGGCCGUUUCAACGCAGCCCGGCAGUCUCUCACCAGGCCCAAGUCGUUUGUGUCCACCAGGCUUCUGUCUCUGGAGGAGGCGCAGGCUCGUACCCAAGCUCCUCUUCUCCUGCAGGGAUCUCCUCAUGCUUUACAGGGCCAGUUUCACGCUGUGCUCGACCUCCCCGACAAGAGGAAAAGAGGCAUGAAGGUGCGGAAGUCGGCAGGAGGGAGCUGGAAGACGUUCUUUGCCAUCGGGAAACCCGGAGCGGCAGGGAGACGUAAACCCACCCGGAUCACUUCUCUGUUUCAGCCCACCACCUCUCACGCAGGUUGUAGGGUAGACAGCGUGACUCUCAGAUCAGCGAAGAGUGAAGAGUCUCUGUCGUCUCAGCACAGUGGAGCAGGUCAAGGAAAGAUGCAGCGCUUGCGAAGACCUCGCUCCAGCAGCGAUGGCCUCUCUCUGGCUGCUUCGGUCGAUCCUCAGCUCCUUCCCCAGCGCUCCCCGUCUACAAUCCAUCCGAGUCGCUCCUACGACAGCCUGCUGCCCGAGGAGACCCGUGGUGCUGAUGAGGAAGAGGACGAAGAUGAAGAGGACGAGGAGGGUGUGUACAUGCUACCCGAUUUCUCCCAAGAACCAUCCACCUCAUGGAUGGCAGAAGAUGUCAUUGACUUCAGCCCCACCUUCUUGGAAGACGGGCCAAUCGGAUUGGGAGGCACCAGCGUUCCCCCAGGCGGCAGAGAGUCCCCUCCUGCGCCUGCACCCCCUCCAUAUCGCUGUCUCAGCCAUCAAGGUCACGCCCGCUCGGGGAGCCAGCGAUCAAUUACAGAGGAUCCAGACUCUGUGCUCAACCAAUCAGAAGCUGCUGCCCGACGGAGUUUGAUCUUGGCCGCGGCGGCUCCGCCUCAGCAGGUGUUCUGUCAGCACAGGCCGUCCGCUAAUCUUUCUGUGAGCACUGCUCAGCAGGGCGAGUCAAACGUAAGCCCCUCCCACAGCCAGAUGCCAACGACCACGGCUCCGCCAUCCCAGCCACCGCAAGAGAGACGUUCUUUUACUCGUAAAGUCGUUCAUGCUCUUUCACCUAAAGCGCCAAAAUCCCCCCCAUCUCUGGACAUCUCUGAUCCGAUCGCCAUCAGUGUACCUGCCAAGGUUCUGGAAAUGAUUGGUGGGCGAGCUGGUGAAUUGCAAACUGGACCCCCGAACAGUGGGCCGCCACAGCCACCACAGAUGAUAUCUAUGCUCUUGAGGUCAUGUGACUUUCAGCUCACAGAGAGCUGUCAGCAGGAGCUCAGCAGUAAACUGGGCCCCAGCGUCAAGAUCAAGGGUCCCAGUAUUUUGGGUCCCGCUGGCAUUCCUCUUCCUUCACAACAGCCCCCACCACCUCCUCCCAAAAACCCUGCGCGCCUCAUGGCUCUGGCCCUGGCUGAAAGUGCCAACAAGGCCCUGCGGCAAGGUGCCUCUCCCCCAUACCGACCCCGUCAGACGGGAGCCUCUGAGACAGACUUACGCUUUCAGAGGUCAUUUUCUGCUGAUGCCGGUGCUCUGCUAUCCUCUGACCCUAACCAGAUCUACUCCACCGUGCGCCCGCUUUCUGUGUGGAAGACUGAGGGUGAUGCUGAUGAUGAUGAAACUGGAACUGAAAAACAUACAGACAAAUCACAUGGUGCAGUGCAAAGGUCACCUUCUGCCAGCUCAGUGUCUGAUUCGGGGUCAUCCAAUUCAGAGCUGUCAGCUGCAAGUUCCUCCGAGGACAAUGAGCGAACCCCAAGCCCUAUCUAUAAAAAUGAGGAGACGAUUUCUUCAACACAACCCUCAAAAUCCAGCCCGACCUCCAACAACGCUGCCCAUCCUCAGAGGAAACCUCCAGCGUAUGGACGUCAUUUUUCUGCUCCACAGCUUCAACAGCAGAAAUCUCACACAACUCUCAACUCUCAGUCCAAGCCUGCCUCACAGCCACACCCCCAGAUCCUGCACUCCAAAUCUGAGAGCUCUCCACUGGCCCAGGUACGAGCCUUCCAGCCCACCCGUCCUAAAGUUCCACCCAAACCCCCUGAUCUUACUCCCCUGAGAGCUCCGCUCUCGCAGACGGACCGACACGAUUACAUGCGCCGUUCUCUGGAUGCCACCCGCAUCCGACGCUUGGCAGGGCCUCCUCAGGUUACCCAACCACUUUCCAGAGCUUUCUCCGAACGCAUCAGUAGUACCUCCGACGCGCUGUCUCGGUAUCACGCCGCCAGAAUGGCCGGCCAAGCCGCACACGUUCCCCAACAGCAACAGGCAACUCCGAUCAGACCUGUUGUCCCCUCUUCUGAAGAUCCAUCCAAGAUGGAGAACUUCUACUACGAGAUUGGCGCACCUGAGCAUCCACCCAGCUACGCACGACACAGCUAUCAGAAUAUGAAGCUGGAUCUAGAGGGCAACCUCCGUCUCACUGACCCGGCCAAUCAAAGGCCUGUUUCCAGAGGUCAACCCCCUCCGUAUAACCACCAAGGUCAUGGUGGUGGUAGAGCUCCCCAGUUGUGGUCAUCGGAGGCCACACGAGCUUGGGCCGCAGCACACUCGCAGUCUUUUUCCUUUUCCCAUUCUCACCAUCGCUCUCAUGAUGGAUCCUCAGGUCAUCCUCCCCACUCACGGACUCAGCGACAGACAUCGUCAUCUGUCCGGCUGACACGAAGUGAAGUGCAUCCCAUGGGCUCCUCAGUGGGCGUAGUACCUCUAUCCGUGCACCUGCGUGGCCUGUCUUGCUCCCAGCGCUCGCCUUCAGCAGACCACAAUGCCUCUCAACUCCACCCCUACUUUGAAAAUGGAAAGGUGUGUUAUCGGUACUUAGAAGCUUCUAGACCAGAAGACUUGCCACUAAAUCAGCAUCAGCAUGCUGGAUUAAAGUCACAUCAAGCCCAGCCGCCUCAGUCCUCUCCUGCACAAGAGCUUACGAAAGAUCAGCCUGAGCACAUUUAUGUCAACUACCCAUUCACAAGCCCAUCAGGAGUUACUACAAAGGGUUGGGCCACCACCGACCUUGACGGAGAUAGUCAUCGAGAUUUGGAGACGCUAAGGCCACCAUCAGAGCCACCACCCGAUGAUAAAGAACAAAAGCAACCACAAGAAGAAAGUCCUAUGGCUAUCUUGGACAGUCCUCAUAACGAUGCGUCCCCGGAUUCUAAAGACAUCAAUGCAGCGGCAUCCGCCACCACGCACUUCCGCAGCCGUUCGGAUCCGCAAAGCACCACAACGGAGCCCACUCACAUCCUCACGGGUAAAGACAUAGCCUCCUUGCUCAUUGAAAAGCUUGCUGAGGAUGAAAAGGAGGCUGCGCCGGCUUCUUCCUCAUUGUCGUCUUCUCCGCAUUUCGAGCACCCCCCAAAUCCCUACCCCAGCCAACAACAGCAGCAGCAUCUACCACCUGCAUACAACGUAUACACCCCGGGACCCUCUCGAGGGCGCUUUGAAGUUCAGGUGACUCCAAGACAAUUUUUCCAACGACAGGCCCUCUUGCGGAGAUCCUCUGGAGGCCAGUAUAGACAAGCAUUUGACGUCAUGCCAUCGGGCAACCAAGUCCUUAAGUUUUACCGAAGCCAAGACUUUAUUCCAAGUGCACAGGGAGAAAGCACAACCCCUAACCCUUAUCCCCCAAGACCGUAUUAUCAGGACGCCCCAUACCCCAGCUGGGGCCCUCAGGGCCUCCCAGACGCCCCCCACACAUGCACUCCACCUACAGUGGCCUUCUCAAAUUUAGCCGUUGGGUCAACAAGAGGAUACGGGCCCCAAGCGGUGUCCGACCAGUUUAGCCAGUUCCCGUACCAGUCCGGGCCAGUGCUUCCGCAGUAUCCCAACACACCCCGACGAGACAUCGUUCUGGAUCCUUCUCUUCGACCUCCGGUUUUGAGGAACCCUAGAGGUCUGAACCGGCAAGGGAGCCUGCCGGGACCCAACUGGACCAUCCGAACUGAAGGCCAGACCCGUAGUUACUGCUAAAGAGCACAACUGCCACAGAGCACACCUGUGUCUUUAGACUUUAAUAAUAUGGCGUAGACAGAUAGAAGCACUAGACUUUUAUGUUUCCUGUACAGGUUGUGAAAGAGGUUGUUUAAUCUCUUUGAGGGAAGUUCCCGUUUCAGAAAGAUCCCACUGCUGUCCCGUGAUUUGAGUGUGUAUUGGAGUGAUAAAGUGUACGUGAUGAAGGCACGAAGCUGAAAGUAUCAAAGAAGUGAACCGUUAAGUGGCUUAGAUAUGAAAACAUUCCAGAACACACUGUGCUGUCCAGCAGAGGGAGUCAGAGAGGUGCGUCGCUGCUAUUCCUCUGACGGACGGUUGCUCAGUGACUCAUUUUUGUUUUACUGCUUCGAGUUUUGUUAGUUUCGUUCUGACACAUUUGUUAUGUUGUACAGGGACACAGGAUUAAUGUGUUUUCCUCUUUAAAGUACGAUAAAAAGAACCUCAAGAGAUGCUGUUGGUUAUAAGAAGCUCAUAAGCUGUUUUUGUUGUAUUUCCCAUUUAUUUGUUUUUUUAUUGCUUUAAGUUAUUGUGAAUUUCUGUUGGAACGAGUUCUUGUGAAAUAGUUUUAUUUUGCCUUUUCUAAAUUUGUUUUAAAAAUGUGAAGUUUAGAACUUUUAGUUUUAAUUUCUGUGUGAAUUUGUAAAAGUGCAACUUGCUUAGAGUAUCUAAAGUUAAGUACAUUGAACAAAAUGUUGCCUUGCGUGGAAGGUACUGGUGUUGGUUUUCGGAGGGUGUCAAUAUUUUGAUGUGGUACUGUAUUCUGAUCAUUCUUAAGUAAUGUGUCAGAUGAUUUGUUUCAAAUUGGUGUUCCGAUCCAAAGCAAGUAAUUCGGGUAGGUUUUGCCAACCUGUCACUCCAAUAAUUGGCACGAUCCUAUAAACGUAAAUUCCUUCCACAGCAUUUUCCAGACUCCGUACAUAAACCGGCAGUUCACCCAAAAAUACAAAUUCUGUCAUCAUUUACUCACCCUUAAGCUGUUCCAAAUCUGUGUAAAUUUCUUUG
This is a messenger RNA of Triplophysa rosa, 7331 nucleotides long. RefSeq names its product Rho GTPase activating protein 33 (gene arhgap33). Gene Ontology annotation, cellular component: Golgi apparatus; actin cytoskeleton; nucleoplasm. Lineage: Eukaryota; Metazoa; Chordata; Actinopteri; Cypriniformes; Nemacheilidae. Gene Ontology annotation, molecular function: GTPase activator activity; phosphatidylinositol binding; protein binding. Bases 690 to 6308 code for a protein of 1872 amino acids. The transcript has 25 exons. Gene Ontology annotation, biological process: small GTPase-mediated signal transduction. The record is from RefSeq and is a predicted model, not a curated record.